UGACAGAUUACUAAAGUUAUAUGCAAAGUAAUUUAAAUUAAGAGUGGCAGCUAUUAAGAACUCGACAAUGACACCAUAUUUAAGCCACAGUUUUCUUCUUGCCAAAAAAAUAGAAAAAAUUCAUUUUUCAGUUUUCUCUUGUUCAUACAAGUUGUCUAGUUUUGUUAAGAGAAAAAAAAUUAGAUUUUGGAUGAAAUGGGCAUUUUAGUUGACCCAUUUUUUCUUCUUGUACUUUUUGUUUCUUCAACAAACAGCGAAAUAUGCAGACCAAAAAAUACGGCUCUGAUGGAGGAGCCAUUCCUCCUCCCAAUCGGUCCCAAUCACGGCGAUUCGUUCAAUCGGAAAACACCAACCAGUUGCUCCGAACCCAUAUCUGUCCCUUUUCCAAUCAAGAUAGGAUCAAAAAGCUAUACAACCUUGUAUGUAUGCAACAACGGUUUGAUCACUUUCGGCGAUCCAGUGAUUUCCUACCAGCCCGCGGACUUUGACAGCAUGACUACCCCUGUGAUCGCGGCCUUGUUUGAGGAUAAUUUGAACGGCGACAACUUCCUCGACCAAAUGUGUCUCCAAGAUGGCGGCGCAUACUACACUGAAACCAUGUAUGAAACUGAAAGGAUCUGCUGGUACUACUGGAACUACGAACCAACAUCGGCCAUCAACUACCUCGGUUUCUCCUACGACUACAUAGACGACGCCCGUCUAAAAGCUGAGAUCAAGACUUUUGCUGAAAAACCUCUGACCAGGGCCGAACUGACGCUUGGUUUUGACGACUGCAUAACAGGGACUUUAAUGGGAGAAGAUAAAGUCAAGUACAUCAAUCUGGCCAACAAUGUGAUGAAACGAGAGAUGUCAACAAGUGACAUAGAAGUAGUCCAGCAACUCAUAAACGACAAGUUCCCCGGACAAAUUGUCAAGUGGGGUUUCGUGGCCACAUGGUACCAAAUCAGUCCCUACCCAGGCCGCCUGGAUGCAUUCAACAGCUACCAGAACCUUCUGUUUUGUACAGAAUCGCCCCCAACCAGUGAUCCAGGUUCUUUUGAUUUGUGCUAUGUGCUCUUCGACUUUUUCGAGAUUCAGUGGCUGUACACUAAAUGGGAACGAGUCAUGGCCGGAAGAGUUGGAAUCAACGACGGCGAAGGAUCAAUUGUGGAGCUACCUUACGCUGGAUCUUCUCAGCUUAAGAAAUUAUACCUGUUCUCAAACAUCAGGGAUCCUGGUCUCUGGCUAUACAGUAUAAGUCAAGGGAACACUCCAAACCCAGCAUCAAUCGUAUCUCAGGGAAAUUUUGACGUGAACGAUGUUUUCGGUAACAUCGCAUGCGAAGGUCCAUUGUUGACCCUUGAGGAUGCAGCUUGGGCACCUCAUAGUAGUCCAGUAGAGUUCAAAAUUCAACGAUGUACACUGCCUGUACACACCUUUCUGGGUGCCCAGGUGGUAGGUCAGAACAACCUUGAGACUAUCGAAACAGACGACAUUCGAUAUAACAAAGACACUUUCGAAAUUUUCAUGAAUAUCACCUGGUACUUCCGAGAGCCAGUCGUUGUCAUUCUCGUUCUGGACACAGUGCCUAUCAAUGUUCCAGCUUUGAUGAAAAUGGUAUUUUUCUACGAUCCAACAGAAGACCGAAAGAAGAUGCUAGAAUUUGUUCAAGACAAUUCAAUUAUUUCUGUCACAGAUGGAAAGGGCGAUGAUUUGAUCGACAAACCAAAUUGCGCGCAAAAUGGCAUUAAAUAUAAUAAGCCAAAUGAACGCCCGGAUGAUCCAGGUUCUAAGGGACCACCACCAGCUAAAGAUAUAGCUAUACCAGGUGAAGGUCAGUUUCAAUAUAACAUAUCCCUAGAAGUCGACGGCGAUACGGAAAUCAUCCGGCUUCACAUAUGUUUCGCAAAUUUCACACUGCCCAUGAAGAUUGAAAAAACGGAAGAAACAAACGCUGAAUAUACGUGCUCUGACUGGGAUGAACAAGAAAGGACAAAAGACUAUUCAGAAUGUGAAGAAAAACUAGAGGAAGUAAGGGGGUGUCCAAGACAACCGAGUGGGUUGAGUCAUCCUGAGAGAGAGGAUGCUUGGUGGGCCGAGAGGGAAGUUUUGACAGGUGCAAAUGAAAAUCGGUGGAAAUAUGACAUUUGUUGCUCCCAGGAAAACACCGAGGAGUCGGAGCAGAUGAAAAAAAUGGGCUUUUGCGAUCCCAAAAAGUGUGAGUUUAAUAGCGGCGCCACUUUUUGCAUCCAGUCGCCACAAGAGAAAUGCAAAGAGAAAAACAGCCAAAAAACUAUUUACGUCUCAAACCAGUGCUGUUACAGAGACGUCUCUUAUACUGUUAUAGAGUAUAAGAGGAAAAAAGUUUGCGGUUGGAUUAGAAGAAUUUUGCGGUGGUUUAGUUUUGGUUUGGUUAACAGAUGUAAGUGGAAAACAGUUGUUGUAAGAGUUGAGAAAAGAGAUAGGAGCCUCAUUUUAUCAGGAGAGGGAUCAGGCUAUAUGUCAGUUCAAAAAAACUCCUUGUACAAUGUGGUUCCCUACUAUUAUGAUCAAAUUCGAGCCUACGAAAGAUGUACCACAGGUUCUGCGCCAUCAAACGGGUUGGAGCUGUUUAAAAGACACAGAAAAACAAUAAUUGCAGAAUACAAACCACGCCGAAGCGUCUUCCCUCGUGGGGAUCCAAGCAUCCCGACCCUUGAUGGUCUGCAGUACCCUUUCAUGGGAAUUGGAGUCUACACACUGCUCGAGUCUUCUCUUGAAGAAUCGACAGCCAUCCAGGCCAGCAUGAGACGCUUGGGCAACGGAACCGUGUUUUCAGGACUCGCGUUAUCUUACCCCAAUCACUCGUUGGAAUGUUAUAUUGACUCACGAGGCGAGUUUUCAUACGCGUUAAACGGAUACAAGAUGACAUUGGAUGGUCCGAAGGAUUACAUUCUACACGGUUUCUCAGUGACUCGAAACACAAACAACAAACAUUUCACAUUCGAACUUCUUGAAAAUAGCCUGAGUCUUCAAGUAAUAAUUACGGACAAUUACCUCAACUUUGUCAUAACUCCCCCAGACGAAUUCAGAUCAAACAUGGAUGGACUCCUGGGGCAUUUUGAUGGCGACUCAUCCAAUGAUUUCACCGCGAAAGAUGGCACAGUUGUGCCGGUGGGUUCCGACCCAUACGUCAUACACGACCAAUUUGGAGAGACAUGGAAAGUGGAAGAAUCUGAUUGGCUGUUCAAUCUAUACGCUCACAGCGUUCAAAUCAAAAAUGACACAGAAAACGGCGUCGGUUUUGUUCCAGUGUUGGAACCACACUUCGCCUCAGAUGGGAAACGUAUCGAAGCUGAAAACGCCUGCGAUAACAACAAACACUGCCUGUUAGAUGUGUAUCUAGCUGGUAUCGGAAUGGCGGACAAUUACAAAGCUCUGGAAGAAACUUCCCGCAAUGUCAAUUUUUGGAACGAAGUCAGGAUAGUGAUGGAUUCGAACGGAACGCUAAAUUUUUCCCAGGCCUCUCUCGACGUAUUCAACGACCCCACUUCUAAUUUCACAUCUGGGACCAACACAACGUUGUUUGAUAACUCAACUUCCAUUAAUCUACAGACCCUGCCACCAGGCCUUGAACAUAUAGAAAAUGGUACAAUUUUCAACAGAACAGAUACUCGUUUCGACAUGUUCCCUACUCUGGAGCCAGAAGGACCAGCGGAAACUACUUCUGCAACCAACAGUCAACCCGUUUCUACUACGGCGCCAGAAGCAACAGCUGGAUCUCCCUCUGGAGCCAACAUUGAAUUUGCUUCUACUGCGGCGCCAGAAGCACCAGCUGGAUCUACCUCUGGAGCCAACAUUGAACUUGCUUCUACUACGGCGCCAGAAGCACCAGCUGGAUCUACCUCUGGAGCCAACAUUGAACUUGCUUCUACUGCGGCGCCAGAAGCACCCGCUGGAUCUACCUCUGGAGCCAACAUUGAACUUGCUUCUACUGCGGCGCCAGAAACACCCGCUGGAUCUACCUCUGGAGCCAACAUUGAACUUGCUUCUACUGCGGCGCCAGAAGCACCAGCUGGAUCUACCUCUGGAGCCAACAUUGAACUUGCUUCUACUGCGGCGCCAGAAGCACCAGCUGGAUCUACCUCUGGAGCCAACAUUGAACUUGCUUCUACUGCGGCGCCAGAAGCACCAGCUGGAUCGACCUCUGGAGCCAACAUUGAACUUGCUUCUACUGCGACGCCAGAAGCACCAUCUGGAACUACUUAUGAAAAGCCAUCAAGUGAGAAUGAAGAUUCCUCGAGCAGUGAAGACGGAAAGUCUUCUCUUGAAGGUUGGAAAAUUGCCCUAGUAGUCAUGGCUUCUCUGAUCGGUGCUGUGGUUGCCGUUGGAGCAUCGAUUGCUAUCAUCUCUAUGUUAGUCAUGAAAAACGCCGUCACACCUGGAGGCAUGCAACAACCUCAAAGUCGUUACUAUGAAAACCAUGACAACUUAAAUGAGCCAAACUCUCGCGAAAACACCAACAUGACUCGCAGUCAAAUUUUUGAUAACAGUAUCUGAGAUUGAGACUAAUCUCAAAUUAAAAUCAGCUAAUCUAAUCCUGGUCACAUACUAACUAAGAACAGAGCUUAAGUCGAGGCUUAUAAACAUAUUUUGGUGAAUUGAAUUGCUGUUUUUUAUGCGGAAAAGUAACAACCCGAAAUUUACUUCUAGCUGUAAAUGUGCUACAGAAUGCAUUUUAGAUAGAUGAACUAAUGGUUCUUAAGUUGAUGUGACUUGAUCUCGAAAUUGUACUUUAUUAAAGACUAACAGACUGAUGUUAUAUAUUUUUAAUGCCUAUAAUUUAGAUGCUUAUUUCAUAUGCCUUGAUAUUACACUGCUGAAAUUC
Molecule: messenger RNA, 4846 nt
Organism: Symsagittifera roscoffensis
Lineage: Eukaryota; Metazoa; Xenacoelomorpha; Acoela; Convolutidae
Exons: 8
Coding region: 196-4518 (1440 amino acids)
Biological process (GO): cell-matrix adhesion
Source: RefSeq, a predicted model, not a curated record